UCGCAAGCUUCCGUGCCUGCCGCACACUGUUGCGUGUUGCCAAAAGGUUAUGCUUGAACAACACUAAAAUCUCUCUGUCCUUGCUCGUCAUUCCCACAAGGCGGGGGAACGAGUAACAGUGUUUUUAUACAUAUAGUGUGACUCCACCGUCUCGCGAGAUGAGACUUGUGACGUCGAGAAUAGCUGUCAGUCAGAAGGCAGAGAGCUGCUAGCAAGGCGUUGCGGGACGUUUAAGCAGCGUUCCGGGACUGCGGAUUCUGUUAAAGAAAUCGGGACUGUCUCGACUGUUGUGAGGACUGAAAAAACACUGGGCUUACACAUUUGGGAGAAAAAAUAUGGAAUGUGUUUUACAGCUGACUGAACAUAACCAAAGGAACUUUAUUGACAGUACUUUGAAAAUCCUCAGUUAGCUGUUUGUUCAUUCUUUUAAAACUAACCAGCAAUUUCCAGAUAGAGCUCAUCAUUGUUUCCACUGCUCUGCCUGGCACAUAUUUGUCCCUCGAGCCCAGUCCAUUUAAUUUUCUCUUUCUUUUACCUUUUAAUUAUUUUUCUUUGUGACCCAAGAAAUACAGCAAAAUGGUUCUGGACGAGUACUUGUGGAUGGUUAUUGUUGGCUUUAUUAUUGCUUUUGUCUUGGCCUUUUCAGUUGGUGCAAAUGAUGUGGCCAAUUCAUUUGGCACAGCUGUGGGGUCUGGUGUGGUAACAUUACGGCAGGCCUGCAUAUUGGCUUCAAUUUUUGAAACAAUUGGUUCUGUUUUACUUGGAGCUAAAGUAGGAGAAACCAUCCGAAAAGGAAUUAUUGAUGUAAACCUCUACAACAACACAGUGGACCUACUCAUGGCUGGAGAAGUUAGUGCGAUGGUUGGUUCUGCUGUUUGGCAGCUGAUUGCAUCUUUCUUGAAACUUCCAGUCUCUGGCACCCACUGCAUCGUUGGCGCAACUAUUGGCUUCUCACUUGUUGCAGUUGGUGCACAUAGUGUUCAGUGGAUGCAGCUUGUCAAGAUUGUUGCCUCCUGGUUCAUUUCACCACUGUUGUCGGGUCUGAUGUCUGGUGCACUGUUUUUGAUGAUAAAGUUUUUCAUCUUGAAUAAGGAGGAUCCUGUGCCCAAUGGACUUAAAGCUCUUCCAGUAUUUUAUGCUGCUACGAUAGGAAUUAAUGUUUUUUCUAUUUUGUUUACUGGAGCCCCCUUGCUAGGACUGCAAACCUUUCCAGUGUGGGCCACUGCUCUGCUGUCAGUAGGCAUUGCCAUCGUCUUUGCGCUAGUAGUUUGGUUCUUUGUUUGCCCAUGGAUGAAAAAGAAAAUAGCAAGUCGACUGAAGAAAGAAGGAGCAUUGUCGCGUAUCUCAGAGGAAAGUCUUGAUAAAAUUCAAGAUGAAGACACUUCUGUAUUUAAAGAAUUGCCUGGUGCAAAAGGAAAUGAUGAAAGUGUGCUACCUCUCACAAGCUCUUCCCCAGAUGCAGCUGUUUCUUCUGAGUCUGUAUCAAAUGGAAACACUAGAGUGCCCUAUGGAAGAGCCGCUUCAAUGACAAAUGGGUCCAUUCGAUCCCCUUUUUCCAACGGUACAUUUAAUUUUGAUGGGCACACAGUGAAAAGUGAUGCUCAUGUGUAUCACACCGUGCAUAAGGAUUCUGGGCUGUACAAGGACUUACUGCACAAUAUACAUCUUGACAGGGUAAAAAUUGAUCGCUCGGCCCCUGAAAAUAAUUACCGGAUACUGAGGCGCAACAACAGCUACACUUGUUACACUGCUGCUAUUUGUGGUGUGCCAGUACAUUCAACUUUUAAGUCAUCUGAUAUAGCUAUGCCAGAAGAUAGCGAAAAGCUAGUUGGAGAUACAGUAUCUUUCUCCAAAAAACGUUUACGCUAUGAUAGCUAUUCAAGUUACUGCAAUGCAGUUGCUGAAGCAGAAAUUGAAGCAGAAGAAGGAGGUGUAGAGAUGAAGCUUGCUGCUGAACUAGCUGACCCAAAUCCACCUCAAGAUGACUCCCUGGAAGAGGACAAGGAAGAGAAGGACAAGUCACAAGUCCACCUCCUUUUUCACUUUCUCCAGAUUUUGACAGCUUGUUUUGGAUCCUUUGCCCAUGGUGGAAAUGAUGUUAGCAAUGCUAUUGGACCACUUGUUGCUUUGUGGCUGAUUUAUCAACAAGGAGGAGUAAUGCAAGAAGCCUCUACCCCUGUCUGGUUGUUGUUAUAUGGAGGAGUUGGCAUCUGCGCUGGCCUCUGGGUAUGGGGUCGAAGAGUAAUUCAGACCAUGGGAAAAGACCUUACCCCAAUUACACCCUCCAGUGGAUUUUGCAUUGAAGUAAUGUGUGCGAUUACUGUACUAGUUUCCUCUAAUGUGGGUAUACCCAUAAGCUCUACUCAUUGCAAGGUUGGAUCCGUGGUUGCUGUGGGGUGGAUUCGUUCACGUAAAGCUGUUGAUUGGCGUUUAUUCCGCAACAUCUUUUUAGCCUGGUUUGUCACAGUCCCAGUAGCUGGUUUAUUCAGUGCAGGAGUCAUGGCAAUCCUUCAGUAUGGCAUUCUUCCAUAUGUUUGACAUCUAUUAACUACAAAUGCAAAAGUUUAGUGCAUAAUGUAAAGCACCUAGCGCUACAGCAAUAUUUUGGAAUGUCUGCUUUGAAGCCCAACCUAUGAGGAAUAAGAACAGACAAGCCCAAUUUACUCAUCAAAGCAUCAUCUUGGUGUAACUAUUCUAUCUGCUGUAUAUAAUAUGUCAUAUUGGUGACAUGGUGCAAUGUGGCUCAUUACUACUAUUUAAGAUAAAUAUAUAUAUUCAUAUAGUAGGUAACACUACCAGAGUAUUAUCAUUUGGGAUGGGAGUAAUUGCCUAGACUUUUUUUUUUAUCUAGAUAAAAGCUGUAUAUAAUGUAAUAUUUUUGUGAGGGUUAUUUUUUUUUAAUCUUGAAAAUGGUGUGGAAUAUAAAAGCUCAAGUCCACUCUAAGCGAGGUACAGAAGGUAUCAUUCAUAUAUUUUUUGUAAAGUUGUAUUGAAGUUUGUGAUGGUCUGUAUGCUAAAUAGAGAUACCGGAAAACAAACGAAAUUGCCUUUUGAAAAAUCAGCAUAUAAUUACAUUUUUAUGUAUCAUACUGUAAUUUCAACUGUAAUAUGUAAAUAUUGGUGCAUUUCCCUUUAAUGCUUUGGAAUAAGAAUAUAGGAUGUACCAAAGAGAGGAUGGAGUUUGCUUGACGGGAGUUUGUAUUUGACAUAUCAAAGGAUUUCCCUGCAUAGUCUAUAACAAGCAAUACAACAUUUUGGUUCUUAUAUUUGCCAUUUGUAACAUCAAAGAUAUCCAGUUUAAUUUGAUUUAUGAAAUAAAAGAUGAAUCAUUGAAAAUCUUAUCUGUUGGGGAAUAUUUGAGAAUGCGGGGCUUCUUGCUCUGAUUAUAUUUAUGUUUCAAGCUUGGCUAAUCUUGCACCAGUUAGAGCUGUAAUGAUGCAAAGUAAGAACAUAUAGAGCAGCUCUUAACACACUGAUAUGUUGAAAUUAUAUUGAGUACAUCAUUUUUAGCAAAUAUAAAAUAAACUACUUGGCAAUGACUGGAAAAACAGCAGUGAUAUAAAAUGAGCUAUACUAGUUUGAAAUGUAAAAUCCUCUAUUCAGCGUGCCAUAUUUUUUAGUGAAGCAGUGGCCUUCAAAGUACAUUCACUAACUUUUUAAAUUCAUAUCAGGAACAUUAUAGACCAGUAGUACAUAGUAUUUAGCACUUUUGCUACCAUAAUAUAGAGCAUAAUGUUGAAUGUAGGUUAUUCAGUUCUGUAUUGAUCAUUUAUAAUUAUGAAAAUGGAGUGAAGCUCUGUCCUUUCUCCUAUCAGAUUUGUACAAAGCUUAUAUCAACUUAAUAGGCUUAUUUAAAUAAAAAAAAGUUCACCGUUCUGCAGACUUUUAUUUUACAUAACAGAACAAAAUGUGUUGUUUUUCUUUCCCUUUAAAACAUUGUCAUUAUUUUUUCUCUAUUGCCUCAAUAUAAAAAAUAAACAAUAUAGACAAAAUCACUGAGGAUGGAACUGCCUUAGUAUUAAAUAGAAGGAACCUGAAGUGUGGUGCAAGUUGCAGAUGUAGUGUGCUGACUGCUACUUAUCUUAUUUUGUGAAGGCUUAAAUAUCCAUUGGGGGAGGGGGGUCACAUUAACCCUCUGUUUUCUAUGUUUUGUACUUGGCUUUUAGACAUCUACAUUUGUUACUAACCUCUGGACUAUUUACAUUACAAACUGUUUUGUUACACUUCAUCAUGUUACAAAUUGAAAAGCAAUACUACUGCAAGUAUUUUCCUAUGCAUUUUGCAAUAUUUGUAUGUAACUAAACUGAUAAAAAUUCAUAUUUCUCCUGUUCACAGCUGGCAUAACUAGAAUGCUUAAACAUUAUAUGUACCAUACUAUAAGGACUAGGCAUACAAUAAAUGCUCUGUAAGGGAUACGCUACACUGGUGAUUUAGUGCCAUAAACGUAUUUGUUUGAUUGAAGUAAUAUGUGUUGAAUCUAUUUAAUCCUUCUCUACGAAGGGUUUUUAUUUUUUCAGGCUAGAAAAGCAUAUUAAAAUGCUACUUUGGCAUGGAAAGAAAAUUGUGCAGUGUUCUAUACCCCAGAAACAUGUUGGCAAGUCACAUAAAGUAGCAUUAAGGGGAAUAUUUAUUAAGGGUUGAUUUGAAAAUUCUGAUGUACAAUUUUUUUUUAUGGUCAAAUUCAACUAGGGAAUUAUCCAAACUCGAUUUGAGUUUUUAAAAAACGUCGAAUUCGAUUUUCAAGAUUUAACAAAGUCUGGCCCUUUAAGAAUUCAAAUUAGACUAUUCGCCACCUAAAACCUGCCGAAUUCAAUGUAUAAAUCACUGAGAGAGGUCCGGUGACCAAUUUGAAGAUGUUUGCAGCCUUCCUGACAUUCAAGUUUUUUUCGGUGGAAAAAAAUCUAAUCGAGUUUUGUCAGGCAGAGUUUUUACAUAUUUGUUUGUUUUUUUUUUUAAGAAAUAAUUGAAUAUUCAAAUUUCAAAUAAAAUCGAAUACAUGUGAGUUUAAAAAAACCUCACAAAAAAUGAAAUUCGACCCUUGAUAUAUGUGCCUCUACUUUUGCUUAUCCAAUGUGUAUAUGGGGAAUUUUACACUUGGACAAGUGUCAAACACACAAACCAAAGUGGCUUCAUCUGUAUGUAUCUUGUAUUCAGUCAUGUUGUAGGAAAGACUGUUAAAACAUUUUGUACACAGGGAAAAUACUCCCAUGAAAUCUGUUUAUAUUUCCAGCCAAAAUCUCCAGUGUAGACUAGCCCGGGUAAAAAUCAUGGUAAUAUAAGUUCUGACAUUGUUAUACUAUUAGGCUAUCAUCUUGGGUUUAGUACCAGCUGUUACAGUUAAAAUGCUGCUAUUUUUUCAUUAUAAAAUCUUCUGUUGGCUACGAUGAUAUUUUGUGUUUUACUUUCAUUCUAUGUUAUAUUUAAUAAAGAUGUUAUUAUAAUGCUAAACAGCAUUGGGUUGGGCCAGAAUUGAGAAGUACAAACAUUGAGUGUAUUGAUUAGCUUAGUGGCAAACAAUCAGUGUAUGCGUGUUUGGGUUUGUGUGUAUGUGUGUUAUACACAUACAAGCACACACACGUAAAUAUUUCUUCAAAUUAAACAUAACACAUGGGUGCUAUAUGUAAUAUAUUUAUUAGCUAUAAGUACCCUGAAUUUGAUUAUGUAUAUGUGAGUGCAGCUACUUUUGGACAAUAUAUACCACAUAUUUCUACACCUCAAAGUGCCAAAUGCCCCGUUUGCAUGUUCCAAAAACAAUGUGGUUGUGAAGCGCUCUUCACAUUUAUGUUCCCGAUAUACUUUUUUUUUACCAUAUCAUUAUAACUACUACUGCUUUACUGUAAUGUCUUGUAAUCAUACCAACAAUGCCAAAACCUAUAGUCCUAAGGGUCCCACAAAUUAAGUCCCAAAAUACUUCUCAGAGGCACCUCGAACUUGUGCCUAUCCCUUAAACAGUGGUGCUCUGCUCAUUGUUUUUCUCUUGUCUCAGAAAGCAUACAAAGCAUAAAUGCACAGUGGCAGCUGCAAAAGUAAAGUAGUAUAUAGAUGCAAUGCUUACCGUAUAUGCAGCCUUUUGCAGAUCAUUUGGUUUGAUUGUAUAGAAGCAGAUUUAUUUUGGUUUAAGGGGCUGAAUUAAUAGAUUUCAAUGAACCCUUUAUAAUAGGGCUAGUGUUUUGGGAACAUUUGCGAUCCAUUUCAAAUAAAUAAGAUGUCUUUGUUUAAAUUACUCAAGAUCUUUAAAUAUUCAAAUACAGUUUUAAGUGGCAGUUACACAAAGAUCAUGAGUGCAGGGACCCUGUUGAACUCAAUCUAUUUUUGGAUGUCUUUUCAUUCCCAGUAUUUUUGUCAUGUGAGUUAUUUUUAAGCCAGCGCAUUGCUGACCUUUGUCAGUUGAAGUGUGUCAUAAAUAUAUAUAGGGGGUUAUUUAUCAAGGUCCGAAUAUCCAAAUCUUGAAUAAUUCUUGGUUUUCGGAGGGGAAAAAAAACUGAAUUUUUCAUAAUUUAUUAAAGUCCGAUUGUCUAAAAACUCAGAAUCCGAAACCCCCGCCAUCUAAAAGCUCUCGAGGUCCUAUAUAAAUCAAUGGGGAAGGUCCCAGUGUCUGCGCUGAUGUCCAUACCAAUAUCCAAUGAGUUUGUGGUUUCUGAGCAAAAACUCAGAAAACUAAAAUUUGUUCGUAGAUUUCUUAGUUUUUUGCACAGAAACCACAAACAAUUCUGAGUUUUCGGGGACAGCUCUGAAGUUAGCCCGACCCUAUUUUUUUCUUCAUAAAUAAGGUCCAUUCGGGCAAUCGGAGUUGCUUGGAUUUCUAACUUAGAAAUACUCAGAUAAAUUCUGACCUUGAUAAAUAACCCCCAUAAUGUUAUGAAUGUGUACACACAGUGAAGGACUUUUUAGAUAUAUGACUCCUUAACUAUAAAGUGAUUACAUUGGCAGACAUCAUAUAUGUAUUCCCUUAUAAAUUAAUAGAUAAAGAAGAAUGGCAAACAUGAAUUAUUUACAAUGUAAAAAAAAGCAAAUUUUUCCAAAAUACAACAACCAUCAGAAUAAAAUGUUUAAACAGA
Xenopus laevis (African clawed frog) is the source of this 7058-nucleotide messenger RNA. RefSeq names its product solute carrier family 20 (phosphate transporter), member 2 L homeolog (gene slc20a2.L). Lineage: Eukaryota; Metazoa; Chordata; Amphibia; Anura; Pipidae. The record is from RefSeq and is a predicted model, not a curated record. Gene Ontology annotation, molecular function: phosphate transmembrane transporter activity. The transcript is spliced from 11 exons. Gene Ontology annotation, cellular component: membrane; apical plasma membrane; plasma membrane. Gene Ontology annotation, biological process: phosphate ion transmembrane transport; phosphate ion transport; sodium ion transmembrane transport. Bases 577 to 2538 code for a protein of 653 amino acids.